Cetraspora pellucida is the source of this 610-nucleotide messenger RNA. The record is from the annotation of a GenBank genome assembly. Lineage: Eukaryota; Fungi; Glomeromycota; Glomeromycetes; Diversisporales; Gigasporaceae.
AUGUUGAACCAAAUUCUAAUAAUACUUCUGAACAGAUAAUCUUAUAUAAUGAGGAGUCUAAUUCUGACAUAUACCAGGAUUUGGUAACCCCUACAUCUUUCACAGAAACCAUAUCAUUUGAUUCGCAAAGCGACUUAUGUCGCCUAGAAGAGAAGGAGAAGAAGCUUCAGGAUCAAGAGGAUCAAAAGUUAAUCUCAACUCCUGAGAAUACUAUCCCUAAGAUUUCUAUAUUACCGAAUAAGAAUGAACAAAGUGCUAUUUCUUCUGAAACAAAAACUUUCUAUAAUCAAAAAGAUGAAAAAGGUUUAAUAUAUGAGUUAUCUAUAUUUAUUAACGAGAAAAGCUUUUUGAAUCCCAUACCAGAUAGACAAAUUCUUGAAAACAUGCUAGAUGGAGAUGAUUCAACUUCAGGUUCUGCAUUGCAUUUGGUUCAUUUAUUUAACAAGGCUAAAAAAACUGGUCAGAAAGAAAUUUUAUGUUGGUAUUGUUAUAGUGAGGAAUUCGAAAAAAAGAUAACAGACAUUAGCUUUAAAAAUGAACUUAACAAUCAAAUAGUAAGAACACAGAUUUAUAAUGAAAUGGAACUAUUUCUUUCUGGCAUCAAGAGAGA